AUGUCUACCUCACGUGUUGCCGGCUCCAGUUAUUUUUCAGCCUCGAGUGCCUCUUCUUUAUCGCUGACGCUGGGGUUUGAGAAUUUAACGAUACAGCGGGACAAGCGUGUUGUAAUCAACAGUGCCUCCGGGAUCAUAUACGGCGGUCGGCUGACGGCGAUUGUAAACUGCAGUGGCACGCAGAGUGACUCCUUCCUACUUGGCGCACUCACAGGGCGUGAGGAGUGUGCCAGCGGAACGAUCAUGAUGAACGGCAUUCCAUUGGAUGCUCCCGCGUACCUUCACCGCACGGUGCUUAUCGACGAGGGCUUCACUGCAUUGGAGGAGCUAACCGUGCGUGAAAGCAUUGAGUACGCCGCGUCCAUGCGGAUCGCCACGAGUGCCUUUACUGUGCAGGAAAUUCUUGAAGAGUUAAUGCUUGAAAGUGUUGCGGAUGCUGUGGUGCAUAGAUGCUCCCCGUACGUGCGUCGUCGUGUCUCACUGGGUAGAGAGUUGCUGCUGAAUCCGCUGGUGCUUUGCUUUGACCAACUGUUGGAGGGCCUACGAACCCACGAAGCGCAGGAGUUUAUGCGUCUCCUCCGACGAAUUGCAGCUCCCAUGACGGUUUCUUUGGAUUUAAUCACCUCGCGAUCUCCGUUUUUGCUGCCUCCUCGUCCUUCGUCUUCACCCGCUUCCGUUGUAUCUUCCCAAGUCCUGCCCAACAACGCAGGAACUGCCGUUCCGAUGACUGACGGAGCCACCUUGGCACCUCACAGUUUGGCAACAAAUUCUCAGCGAGAGAGGAUGCGCAUUGUGUUGGUCUCCAUGUCUCAGCCACGUUGGGCGAUUUUGAAGUUUGUGGAUGACGUGAUUCUUCUCGAGCGUGAAACCUGUGUGUUUUGUGGGACAGUAACGGAGCUGUUUUCUGCCAUCCGGGUGGACCCGACAGCCGGUCUUGCGGAGAAUGCGAUUAACUCCUUAUACCGGCUUGCGUCCAGCUCGGAAAAGUCACUCGUAGACAUCUUCGCACCUUCAGGCAAUGCGGAGCGUGUGCAUCAGAGCGUCGUGCAAUUUUUUCACAAUUGUGCCGUGGGGCGAGAGAUGCUUGAAGGACCACCGUACUCCAGUCCUGGCGCUCAUGUUCGGUUGUAUUAUAUGUUUAAAUAUGAUCUUCUUAAAGUGCGACACAAUCUUCUCUUAAAGGGUGUUGUAUUCCUUGCGGUUUUUUUGCUGGGAGUGGUGUUAGCGGCGGUGUAUAACAGCCAAGAGGGGCAGAGCGGCAUGCAAAAUCGCAUCGGUAUUAUUUUCUUUCUUGUGAGUUCAACUUUUCUUUACAGUAUUCUCUCAUUAGACUCACAUCGAAGGGAAUACAACCGUUUUUUACGUCAUCGGACGCAUGGAUAUUACGGCGUGUUUACUUACUUGACGUAUGCUGUUUUGUAUUGCAUCAUGGAACGAGUGUUUUUUCUCUCUGUGUUAACAUUUGCCGGAUUUUGUGUUUCCAACGUCGUGGAGAAGUGGAAUUACUACCAAUUCAUCAUGGAGCUUGUACUCAUUAUUGGUGUUUUGUCUUUCUGUAGUCAUUUUGUUGUUUUUUUCUUUUGCACAGUGAUAUGGACACGCCGUUUUGCCAUGUUUGCUCUUUUUGCCGUGUACACGUUGAAUCUGCUUCUUGCGGGGAUUAUUUUGAACCUCACGACAUUACCGAAGACCUUCCAAUUUAUCUCAAACGUUUCUCUUAUACGUCUGGCGUAUGAGUCAUCUAUUCUUUCGCAAUUUCUUGGGCGUGACUUUGGCUGUGGGGAGUCAAAUGAAACGAUGUGUUAUACCGGCCCACAAUAUGCGGCGUUUUUAGGAUUCAAGAAAUCACGUAUGUGGGUGAACGUGUGGAUCCUUGCCGGCAUAUCUGUGCUACUCAUCAUGGGGUCUCUCUGCGCGAUGUUGUGGCACCGUCCGCCGCGUGAUUUUUGUUGA
This is a messenger RNA of Trypanosoma cruzi, 1953 nucleotides long. RefSeq names its product ABC transporter, putative. Lineage: Eukaryota; Euglenozoa; Kinetoplastea; Trypanosomatida; Trypanosomatidae. The transcript has a single exon. The record is from RefSeq and is a predicted model, not a curated record. Gene Ontology annotation, cellular component: membrane. Bases 1 to 1953 code for a protein of 650 amino acids. Gene Ontology annotation, molecular function: ABC-type transporter activity; ATP binding; ATP hydrolysis activity.